ACUUCAAGAAAUCCAUUGAGAAGGUGCUGAGCACAAGAAGGGGAAAAGCCAGCAUGGCAGCAGACAGCAGCGUGGCUCCUGAAGAAAAGCCGAGCGCUGCUCCUGUGAAAAGGGCUGUCCACAAGAUCCGAAUGGCCAGCCAGGUCUUCAGUUUGGCGCGAGGUUGGCAGCAGUGGGCAUCUGAUCACUAUGAAAAGCAAGAGCAAGAGCCCUCUGGGUGGGCCCCCACUGCAGAAGACUCAUCAGCUCAGCCUAUACAAGAAAGUUCCUUCAAAAAAUGGCAAAUUCCAUCUGUCAAGAGGGAUCAAGGAAAAGACGAUGAAAAAUCCUUGGUGACAAUAAGAGAUGCUGAAAAAAAAUCAAGGGAAUCAGAUGAAGCCCUCAAAAUGUUCAACAUUAAAAGCAAAGAGGUGACCAAAACCGUUGUCAGCAAAGCCUACGAACGAGGAGGAGAUGUCAGCCUCCUCAGUGAAAGAUAUGAGAAUAACAACAGCAGCUCAGAAAUGACCAAGCUCAAAGAAGAAUCAAGUGCUAUUGACAAAAUUCUUAGUGGCAAAUUAUCUCCAACCAUAAGGAGAAAGUGUUCAACUAUGGUAUCAGAUCUGACCAAGAGCUGGGAGCAUAUGGAACAAGAGGACAAAGAGGUAUCUAAGAAAGACCUGCUACUUAAGUGUCGUGAUGACAGCCUGGAUGCCCAGGACAGUGGCUAUGGGGAGGCAGAGGACAAACCCGAGCAGGAAGACAGUGACCGAGAGGUGACGGCUGUGAAGAUUAAACGUCCUGUACCAUCUCUAGCAAGCAGGCUGAGCGAAGAGGCCCGUGCCAACUCCCGCAGGAAGCACAGCGCCGUUCACAGCCUGAAGGACAAGUGGCAGGAAUGGGCCGACCAGCACAUCAUAACGCAGAAGCUGAACCCUUUCAGUGAGGAAUUUGACCACGAGCUGGCCAUGUCCACUCGCCUGCACAAAGGAGAUGAAGGAUAUGGCCAUCCAAAGGAAGGAACCAAAACUGCUGAAAGAGCCAAGAGAGCAGAGGCACAUAUCCAUCGGGAGAUCAGGGACAUGUGCUUCAUCAUCGAAUCAAUGGCUCGGCCACGGCCCGACGGCAAGAUCCAAGUUACUUUUGGGGAACUCUUUGAGAGAUAUGUUCGUAUUUCAGAUAAGGUUGUUGGGAUUCUGAUGAGAGCCAGGAAACAUGGGCUGGUGGACUUUGAGGGAGAAAUGUUAUGGCAAGGAAGGGAUGAUAAUGUCAUAAUUACUUUAUUAAAAUAAGCAAACCAGAACAACUUUUGGAAAACUUUUCUCCUCUUCUCCCUUGCUAUUAGCAUUUGCACAUGCCAGAUCAGAAGUUGCAUGACAAUAUAAACUCAGACCAAGUUUUUGAUCUGUGGAAGUGAUCUUGUGCAUGUAUUUCCUAAUUAAUUCAUUUAAAUGCCUAUAAAAUUAUUUUAUUUUAAUAUAGAAUCAAGGGUAUCACAUUUGUUUUACAAGCGGGAUAUGCAACUACUACUGCAGUAUUAUCUUGGGACAGCUAUUGACACAGCAUUCUCUUACAUAUCACAUACAAAAUCCUUCUUUUUAUAAAUGGGGUUUUAUAUAUUUAUUGUAUUUAUAUAACUAAUUUAUUAGGUAGUUUCAUAUUUGGAGUUAUGAAUGUUGGAAUGUAAUGAAUAAAAAUGUUUUAACUAGAUAGACACUUAGAAAAUGCCUUCUAUGCAACAUUGUGCAAUGUAUCAUCUGAUUAUCUAUAUUGAUACAGUUCUUAUAAACAGGGGAAAAUAGUA
Messenger RNA from Empidonax traillii (willow flycatcher), 1783 nucleotides. RefSeq names its product actin binding Rho activating protein (gene ABRA). Gene Ontology annotation, biological process: positive regulation of transcription by RNA polymerase II; positive regulation of Rho protein signal transduction. Gene Ontology annotation, molecular function: actin binding. Bases 54 to 1271 code for a protein of 405 amino acids. The transcript has 2 exons. Gene Ontology annotation, cellular component: sarcomere. NCBI's taxonomy places the organism in Eukaryota, Metazoa, Chordata, Aves, Passeriformes, Tyrannidae. The record is from RefSeq and is a predicted model, not a curated record.